CCCAGGACCCUGCAUUCACUAUAUCUAGUCUCCCACAGAACAUAGAAGUGCAAUUACUGUAUGUUACUAAACCCAGGACCCUGUGUUCACUAUAUCUGGUCUCCCACAGUACACAGAACAUGGAAAUGCAAUUAUUUUAGUAAAUAUAUACUGUUAAAUACCUUUUCUCAUCAGAAGUUAGAAGCCACAAGACUGCUCUAUCAGUGUUCAGCCAAGCACUAACUAAAGCUUCUAGGAGGAGUUUUCUUUUUGCUCUAG
Molecule: messenger RNA, 258 nt
Organism: Staurois parvus
Lineage: Eukaryota; Metazoa; Chordata; Amphibia; Anura; Ranidae
Source: the annotation of a GenBank genome assembly